GAGAGAGAGAGAGAGAGAGAUAGAUAGAUAGAUAGAUCGAUCUGUACUUGGAGCUGAUUGAUCAACAGGAACACGCCCAGAGAUCUGUCCUGUGCGCAUGCGUGGAGCCAGGAGCCGCGUGUGGAAAGUUUGUGAUGAAAGUUUAGAGUUACAGUUCAGUAGGAGAAGAAGAGGAAGAGGAGAAAGAGGAAGAGGAGGUGAAGCUCUUUAUCUCCGCUGAUUCUCCAACCCGCCGCGGUUCCUCUGCAGGAUUCAGCGGCUCCUCUCUGCUCUCCAGGCCGCUUUCAGCUGCUCCUCCCCCGGCAUGAAGAUCCAGUUCGCCCCGCUGAACGUCCCGCUGCGGAGGCGGCUGCAGACCGCCGCGGUGCUGCAGUGGGUCUUCUCCUUCCUGGGACUGGCCCAGUUCUGCCUGGCCGCCUUCGUCCUGCUGGCCGUCUCUGAUUGGUGGAUCGCUGCUCUGCUCUAUGCUGGUUGGCUGUGGCUGGACUGGGACACGCCCACCAGCGGAGGCCGGCGAUCCCAUUGGCUCAGGAGGUGGAGCGUGUGGCGGUACUUCAGGGAUUACUUCCCCCUGGAGUUGGUGAAGACAGUCGAUCUGGACCCGACCCAGAACUACAUCUUUGGGUUCCAUCCCCACGGGGUUCUGGUGGCCGGGGCGUUCGGGAACUUUUGCACGGAGGCGACCGGGUUCUCCCGCCUGUUUCCGGGCCUGCGGUCCCACCUGCUGAUGCUGCCGUUCUGGUUCCGAGUUCCGUUCUUCAGGGAUUACAUCAUGUGUGGAGGUCUGGUGUCCAGCAGUAAGUCCAGCUUGUCCCACCUGCUCAGCCGUCCUGAAGGAGGAAACGUGGCCGUCAUCGCCGUGGGCGGAGCUCCAGAAGCUCUGGACGCUCGACCUGGAGCACUGACUCUGCAGGUGAAGAACAGGAAGGGCUUCAUCAAGAUGGCCCUGAAACACGGAGCUCAGCUGGUUCCUGUCUUUUCAUUUGGAGAAAACGAAUUAUUUGACCAGAUGGAAAACCCGACUGGAUCUUCACUGAGGAGGCUGCAGAACCGGCUGCAAAGCAUCAUGGGAAUAGCGAUGCCUCUGUUCCACGCCAGAGGAGUUUUCCAGUACAGCUUCGGCCUGGUUCCCUACAGGAAGCCCGUUCACACCGUGGUCGGGAAGCCCAUCCCAGUGACCCGGUCGGCGUGUCCCACCUCAGAGGACAUCGAUGGUCUCCACAGCGUUUACCUGCAGAACCUGGUGGAUCUGUUUGAGCAGAACAAGAACCUUUAUGGCCUGGAGGAACAUCAGCACCUCGCCUUCAUAUGACCCGGUUCUGGUACCAGAAACACCUGAGCCAUUGUGAUCAGCUGACUGUGUUCCUGCAGCCUGAUUGGCUGGAUUUCAUCUGAAGCUCUUACUGGACUGUUGAAGGUUUCCAGAACCGAACCGGGUCUGACCCACUUGUCCUUCUCUGCUCAGCUGUAAUGAGUCUAAGUGGGCAGCAGGGGGCAGCAGCCCCAGUCUUCAGAACCAAACCGGGUCUGUCCUGCUCAGAAAAGUAUCAGCAGGACCUCAGUCCGUCCCAUUUCUUCUGAUGAUUCCGUCACAGGAUAAUAAAUCACAUAAAUCAGAACCAGGA
Molecule: messenger RNA, 1625 nt
Organism: Xiphophorus hellerii (green swordtail)
Lineage: Eukaryota; Metazoa; Chordata; Actinopteri; Cyprinodontiformes; Poeciliidae
Product: 2-acylglycerol O-acyltransferase 2-A-like
Exons: 9
Coding region: 305-1312 (335 amino acids)
Biological process (GO): triglyceride biosynthetic process
Cellular component (GO): endoplasmic reticulum membrane
Molecular function (GO): diacylglycerol O-acyltransferase activity
Source: RefSeq, a predicted model, not a curated record